Messenger RNA from Lineus longissimus, 16458 nucleotides. Its product is annotated as spectrin beta chain, non-erythrocytic 2-like. Gene Ontology annotation, biological process: actin cytoskeleton organization. Lineage: Eukaryota; Metazoa; Nemertea; Pilidiophora; Heteronemertea; Lineidae. Gene Ontology annotation, cellular component: plasma membrane; cortical actin cytoskeleton; cell projection. Gene Ontology annotation, molecular function: actin filament binding; phospholipid binding. Bases 177 to 13772 code for a protein of 4531 amino acids. The record is from RefSeq and is a predicted model, not a curated record. The transcript is spliced from 79 exons.
GCCAAAAUCUGAAUUUUGUUGGAAAUCACUGUGUCUUUCGGUGGAUAAUUAGAUUUUUCGCUGGCAUGCCGGAAUUUAAGCCGCUUUCUUACAUUUGAUAUUGGAUAUGGUUUCAUUCUCUUGGACAUAGGAUUUACAAUUUGAUUCGAGCGACACUCCAAGUAUUGAAGUGAAAGAUGUCCAAGUUGUGGCAGGGGGACGGCCUUGCCGAGUUUGAGAAGGGCCGCAUCAAGGUCCUUCAGGAGGAGCGGGUUCGCAUUCAGAAGAAGACAUUUACAAAAUGGAUGAACUCAUUCUUGGACAAGGUCAACCUGAAAGUCGAGGACCUCUUCAAAGACCUCGCAGAUGGCAAAAUGCUGCUGAAACUUCUAGAGAUUAUAUCGGGUGAAAAACUUGGCAAACUGAACGCGGGCCGGCUAAAGGUGCAGAAGAUAGAAAAUCUCAACAAAAGCUUGAAAUUUAUCGCCUCGAAGGUCCGUGUCGAAAGUAUUGGUGCUGAAGAUAUCGUAGAUGGUAACCCCCGUCUUAUCCUCGGUCUUAUCUGGACAAUAAUUCUGAGGUUUCAAAUUCAGGAUAUUCAGAUUGAAAUUGAUGAGGAAGAUGAAAGCAGUGAGAAGAAAUCGGCGAAGGAAGCCUUGCUUCUUUGGUGCCAGAGAAAAACCGCUGGGUAUCCACAUGUCAAGAUUGACAACUUCAGCUCCAGUUGGAGGAAUGGUAUGGCUUUCAAUGCCCUCGUUCAUGCUCACAGACCCGACUUGAUUGACUAUGAUGAGCUGAUUCCCUCCGAACAUAUCGAAAAUUUGAACAACGCAUUCUCAGUUGCACAAAAUGAGCUGGGGAUCCAUCCCCUCUUGGACGCAGAGGACGUCAAUGUGGAGAAACCUGAUGAUAAGUCCAUCAUGACGUAUGUUUCGGCCUACUACCAUUACUUUGCCAAAAUGAAGCAUGAGAAGACUGGUGGAAAGAGAAUUGCCAAGGUUAUGAACGCCUUGAUGGACAUUGACGACAUGACAGAAGACUACUUAGACCAGGUGAAGAAACUGCUGAACUGGAUCUACGCCACGAUCAAGGCGCUGUCGGACAGAAACUUCCCCAACGCCCUCGAUGAGAUCCAAGGAGAACUUGCCAAGUUCAAGGACUACAGGACUUGUGAGAAACCACCAAAGUACAAAGAACGAGGUAACGUCGAAGCGUUAUUAUUCAGUAUUUACGCCAAACAGAAGGCCAACCACCAGCGCAUGUUCAUCCCACCUGAAGGCCUGCUGAUUCACGACAUAGAGAGUGCUUGGAUGAACCUGGAGAAGGCUGAGCAUGGCCGAGAGAUUGCACUCAGGGAGGAGCUUAUGAGACAAGAGCGACUAGAACAAUUAGCCCAGAAGUUCGAGAGGAAGGCGACACUACGCGAGACAUGGCUGAAUGACAUGGCAAACGUGUUACAUGACCAUAAUGUUGGUGAGAACUCCCAACAAGUGGAGGCCGCUCUCAAGAAACAUGAGGCCAUCAGCGCAGACAUUUUGUCUAGGAAAGACAGAUUUGCUAUGCUGUCGGGCAUCGCCAGAGAACUGGUGCACGGGAAUUAUCACGGAAAGGACAAGACAAAACAAAAGGAGCAGGAGAUCACAGCUAAGUGGAAGGCUUUGAUUGAAGAGCUCAAGAACAAGAAACACACGUUACUGGGCUACUACGACCUGAUGGGCAUGUUCAGGGAUAUUGAGAGUCUGCAGGCUGAAAUGAAGGAUAUAGAGGGGCCAUUGAAAUCGGAAGACUACGGCAAACACUUGAUGGCAGUGGAGGACUUGCUCCACCAGCAUUCCCUGGUCGACGCCCAGGUUAAUAACAUGGGUCGCAGGGUAGCGGGCCUGAACAAGAAAGCUCAAGAACUCAUGGACGAGGAUCAUCCCAGUAGCGAUAUUCUGAGCAGUAAUCUGGACGAUCUCAAUGAAAAUUUUGAAAAUAUUUACAACCUGUGCAACUCGAGGAAGAAUCAACUCGACGAAUCGCAGAAAUUUUACCAGUUUCUUCGCGACACCGAAGAAGAAGAGAGUUGGCUGCUGGAUAAACAGCGGCUGGCCAAGUCUCUGACAACUGGGAAAGAUCUAGUGGCCGUCCUUCGUCAGCUGAAACAGCAUGAGGUACUGGAAGCCGAGAUGGAAGCGCGUUGGCCAAACUGCGAAACCAUCUGCACAGCCGGUAACGACCUGAUCAGCAAGGACCAUUACGCUAAGAAAGAAAUCCGAGGCCAUAUCCGCAGUUUGAAGGACAACUGGCAAAAAUUGAAGGAUUUGGUGAAGAAGAGAAGGAAGCGGCUGGAAGAUGCUGAGGAGGCACAACAGUAUUAUGCUGAUGCAGAUGAAGCUGAGUCAUGGAUCAAAGAGAAGAUGCCAUUAGUUUGUAGCGAUGACUUUGGGAAGGACGAAUCAAGUGCCGGGGCUUUGUUGCGGCGUCAAAACCAUCUUGGGGAGGAGAUCAACGCCUACGAUAGCGACAUCAAACGCUUGGAAGAACUUUCGACGUUGAUGACGAAAGCGGGAAAUGUCCAUAAUGGUGAUGAUUUAGAUCGAGAGGAGUUGCGCCCCUUGAUAAGGACGAACCAGCUUAUUCGACCUGAAAAAUUCUCCGUCCAUGAAAAUGGCGAACAGCCGGACGCUGAGCCCGAGGAAGUGGAGGAACAAGAGAUGGUGGACGUGCCGGUGGAGAUUGAGGUCGAAGAGGUGGUCGAGCGCGAGGUGAUGCAGGAGGUCCUCGAGGAUGUCGCGCUGCCCCAGGUCCGGGCCAUGUACACGUACAAGGGGGAUAACAUCGGAUGCAAUAAGGCAGAGGUAAUGACUCUACUUGCCAAAACAAACCAAGACUGGUGGAACGUCCGUAAGUCGAACGGCCGCGAAGGAUUUGUUCCUGCAAACUAUGUCAAAGAGGUUGAACCCAAGGUCAUCCAGCGGAUUGUCAAGAAGCCGGUCAAGGUCCCUGAGACCGUCAAGGUCAAGAAAACCGUCUAUCAGAAGGAGGCUGUGCCAAAGUUGCCAAAGAAGAAGGGAAAAGGGAAGGGUAUACGAAGAACACCUUCAGUGCGAUCUGUUGAGAAUCUCCACUACGACAAAGAAAAUGUUGAGCAGAGACAAAAGGGCAUCAGUCAAUCUUACAAGCGCCUGGUUAAGCUAGCGCAGGCGAGAAAACAAUAUUUAGAAGAUGCGGUCAAACUGUUCAAGUUCAAUCGAGAAUGUGAUGAGUUUGAAGCGUGGAUGAAAGAUAAGGAGGAGCUUCUUCAAGGAAAUGAAACUUUGUCAGAAAAUGCUGAGAGUAUGAAGAGAAAAUUCAAGAAUUUCCUGACUGACUUGCUAGCGAACAAAGACCGUAUUAACAAGAUCAACCACCAGGCCAAUGAAAUCAUAAACACCGGCCACUCGGAGAAAGACAGCGUCAAAGCUCGUCAGAAAGAAAUCAACGACCGCUGGGAUCGACUGAAUCGACUCAAAUUAGAACGAGAGAAGACAUUAGAGGGCGCUUCAAGUGUUGAGCUUUUCCAGCAGACGGCCGAUGAAGCCAAGGACUGGAUGCAGGAGAAACUCAACCAACUGGACAAUGACGACCUCGGUAAAGACAUGAACAGCGUCAAGGCGCUGCAGCGUAAACAUCAGAACUUGGAAAGAGAGUUAGACCCCCUGGAAGAGAAACUCAACAAAGCUAAUAUGCUUGGUGCUGCCGUGAAAGCAUCCUACCCUGGUGAAGCCAACUCUGUCAAUCAGCGCCAGAAAGAGUUGGACAAGAUGUGGAACGAUCUCAAGGACAAGGCAGCCGAUCGGAAGGAGAAGCUACAGCAGGCAGAGGAACAGCAGCAGUUUAAUGAAGACUACAGAGACUUGGCAAACUGGAUGGACGAUGUCAAGAACAAGUUGAAUAAUAACGAGCUUGCCAAGGGCGUCCCCCAGGCUGAGGAACUGUUAAAACAGCACGAGGAACUCGCAGAUGAGAUCAAUGCCCAGAAGGACAAAUUUGACAAAAUUGAAGCCCUCGCAGCAAGGGUUAUGGAGAAUUCUCCAAACGCCGACGAGGUUGCAAAGAAGUUGCACAGACUUCAAGAUGAACAAGACGGCAUCAACAAAAAAUGGGACGAGAGGAAUAAACAACUGAAGGAUUGUUUGGAUUUACAGUAUUUCAUACGCGAGGCGGAUCAGAUUGAUUCGAUAACCAGCAGUCAUGAGGCUUUCUUAGAAUUUGAUGAGCUGGGGACCCAAGUUGAUCAAGUCGAACACAUGUUGAAACGCCAUGAAGAGUUUGAGAACCGGCUGAACUCUCAAGAGGAAAGAAUGAAGGCCUUCAGUGACAUGGCAGAUAAGCUCAUCCAAGGCGACCACUACGAUAGCAAAAAGAUUGACGAGCGGCGGAACCAGGUACUUGAGCGGCGGCGUGCCGUCAAGGAAAAGAGCGAUGACCGCCUCGGUGCCCUCCAACAAUCUCUCGCCUUUCAAGAGUUCAAGAGAGAUGCUGAUGAGCUGUCUGAAUGGAUGGACGAGAAGGAGCAGACGGCUGACGAGCAGUCGUACAAAGAUCUCUCCAAUCUGGCGAGAAAGUUACAGAAACAUCAGGCCUUUGAGGCGGAACUGCGAGCAAACAAUCAAAAACUACAUGAGAUUAAUGCCGCUGGCGGUGCCCUGAUUGAGAGCAACCACUACGCAUCCGAAGAAGUCGAACAAAUCCUGGAGGACCUCAACGCCCAGUGGGACGACCUGUUCAAGAAGGCCACAGACAAGGGCGAGAAGCUACAACAGGCCAACCAGCAGGAAACGUACAACAAGGAGGCUGACGAUAUCAGUGAGAAGUUGGAUGACAUUGAGAAGGCGGCGCGGUCGGACGAUAUUGGUAGCGACCUUAGGGGGGUCAAGGAGCUGCUGAAGAAGCAUGCUGCCCUUGAGAAUGAGUUGGCAGCGGAGAAGGCCCGCAUUGAUGCUAUGAGAGCACUCGGGGAGAAACUAGCUGCCGAAGGUCACUUUGAUGCCCCUGGCAUCUUAGCCAAAGCUGCAGAAAUGGAAGAAAGGUAUAACAAGAUGCUUCCUCUGAUGGCCGAGCGUAAGAAAAAGUUGGACGAUUCGCUGAAACUACAGCAGUUCAUCUUCGAUACAGAUGCGGAGAUGCAGUGGAUCAAAGAGCAUCAGCCCCAAGCCUACUCUGCCGAUUACGGAAAGAGUCUCAUGGAAGCGCAGAGACUCAACAACAAAAAUCAGAAAUUCGAGCAAGAGUUACAGAACCACGCCCCUCAGGUCGAGAAGGUGAUGAAGACGGGCCAGGGCCUGCUUGAUUCGGAUCACUUCGCUCCCGACCAGAUCAUUGCCAAGAUGGAGGAGCUUUCAAACUCGUGGGACGACCUCAUCGACAGUAUGAACACAAGGAAAGGAAAAUUGGACCUAUCUUUGAAAACACAAGAGUACUUCUCUGAGGCUAACGAUGUUGAAAAUUGGAUGAAAGAUAAGGCGCGUCUGCUAUCGUCUGCUGACUAUGGAAAAGACCAGGAUGCUGCCGAUAAAAUGCUCACCAAACACAAGGCGUUUGAAGUGGACAUGGCAACUUACGCUGGAAUGGUGGAUAAACUUGGACAAACCGCCAGCGAGCUUGAACAGGCUGAUCAUGCGGAGGCUCCCGAGGUCGCAAGGAGACAGAAAGAACUUGAGGACCUCCUCGCCAAGCUGCAGGGACAGGCAAACGAUCGACGGAAAAAUGUUGAGGAGUCCAAGAACUUCCACGAGUACAUCCAAGAAGCUGUCGAGGUUGAGGAGUGGAUCGGGGAACAGAUGCAGACAGCUUCCUCUGAAGACUAUGGCCAGGACUAUGAACAUCUUGUGGACCUUGAGAAGAAAUUCGAUGAGUUCAAAUUAGGAGUCGACGCUGGGGCUGACCGUGUGUCCAAUCUCCAGAAACUCGCGAAGGACUUGAUGGCGAAGAAGACGCCUUAUAAAGGAGAUAUCGGAACAAGACAGGAAGAAGUCAGUAACGCCUGGGACAUGCUCUUGGAGCAGAUCGACGCGCGAGACUUGAAGCUAGAGGGUGCUGGGGAGAUCCACCGCUUCAACCGAGAUGUCGAGGAUAUCCUAUCCCGUAUCCAGGAGAAGUACAGCAGCAUUCCCGAAGAUGUUGGCAAGGACAUCUUCAGCACGGAGAGCUUCCAGAAGAAGCACGAGGGCUUUGAGAAUGAACUUGUUGCUCUGGAGGCACAGAUUCAAGUGUUGAAAGAUGACUCUGCCCGUCUGCAGGCUGCCUAUCCCGGCGGCAAUGCCGAGCAGAUUGCCCAGCAUGAGGAGGUGGUACAGGAGAACUGGGAUGCCCUCCAACAGCGCGCUCAACAGAGGAAGGAAGAGCUGAAGGAGGCUGGAAACCUCUAUAGGUUUUUGGCAUCGGUACGUGAUCUUGUUGAUUGGUCACGAGAGAUGCAAAAGCAGAUGGCAGUCGAAGAAUUUGUACGCAACGUCACCUCGGUAGACUUGUUACGCGACCGCCAUAAGCAGUUGAAGGCGGAGAUCGAUGCACGCAUGGACAACUUCUCCACCCUGAUUCACACCGGAGAGACCAUGGUCAGCGAGGGACACUUCGCAACUGGAGAGAUCCAGGAGAAAGUUGAAACCCUCGAGUCUGAGCGGGAGAAGCUUUUGUCCGCCUGGGGUGAGGAGAGGGAUCAUCUUGACGAGAUGUUUAAGCAGCAAGUGUUCUAUCGUGAUGCCAACCAGCUAGAUACCAUAAGCUCUUCGCAAGAGGCUUACCUCAACAGUUCGGACUUCGGAACAGAUGUUGAUCAGGUUGAAGCUUUGUUGAAGAAGCAUGAAAACUUUGAGAAACUUCUAGAGACACAGGAGGAGAAGCUUGAAGCCUUGAAAGAGUACGGUGAACAAUUGAUCGCUGACCAGCAUUUCGAUGGUCAAAAUAUUGUCAACAGGCUGCAAGAUGUGAUUGACAGGCGUGAACAUGUCAAAGACCUGAGCGAUGAUCGCAAACAGAAACUUCAGGAUUCACUCCUUUAUGCUGAGUUCAACCGCGACUGCAACGAGGCCGAAAACUGGAUGAAUGACAAACUGAAAGCUGUGAGGGACGAGUCGGUCGACACCGAGUCCGACCUCUAUGAGAAGAUGAAGAAGCUGCAGAAGCACCAGGCGUUCGAAGCAGAGGUCAUGGCCAACACGGACAAGAUCGAAGACAUUCAAAAUCAAGGGGCUACUCUGAUCAAGAAGAAACACCCCGAGUCUGCAGAGGUGCAAGAUCGCGUUGACAAGCUGGUCAAGACGUGGAACGACCUGCUGAAGGCGUCUGAGCACCGCGCCAAGGUCCUGGAGGAGGCCAAGGAUAUCUUGAAGUUCAAUGAAGAGGUUGAUGCGGUGGAGGCGUGGAUCAGAGAAAAGGAGUCUAUCAUCAAUAUUGGUGACUGUGGACGUGACUAUGAACAUUGCCUAGAAUUGCAGAAGAAAGUCAACGAUAUUGGCUCGGGAGUCAAGGUUGAUGAAUCCCGCAUCCAGGCCAUUAACGAGCUUGCGGACAACUUGAUCACGCAAGGACGAUCUGAUACCAAGUCUGUGAAAAUCAGAAAGGAUGACCUUAAUAAUAAAUGGCUCGGCUUACAAGGGUCACUCGGCGAACACAAACAGAAGCUGGCCGCAGCACUCGAGAUCCACAUGUACAAUCGGGAUGUCGAUGAUGUGAAUGAGAGAAUCAAUGAGAAGGCGUUGCUACUCUCCUCGGAAGAUGUUGGGAAGGACUUGCCCGGUGUCCAAGCCCUCCAACGGAAACAAGAGGACGUUUCACGGGACAUGACUGCGCUGCAGAACCAGUUAGAGAAAUUGGAAUCACAAGGCAACCGCCUGAGCAAGAAGUAUCCAGACAUGAAGGAUGCCAUUGAGUCUAAGCAGCAGGAGUUGCUUGAUAACUGGGAGAAGUUGGAGGACCUCUGUGAUGCCAGGAAGAUCAAGCUAGAGCAGUCAUACCAGCUACAGAAGUACUUGGCUGACGCUAGAGAACUGAACAACUGGUCAAAUGACAUGGUGACAAAGAUGACAUCUGGAGAACUUGGCAAAGAUCCAGCAGAGGCCGAACAACAGAUUGAGCAUCACCAGGAAAGGAAGGCUGAAAUAGACGGCCGCCAGUCCAACUUCAACGAGGUCAAAGACCACGGUAUGAACAUGGUGAAUUCGAAACACUUUGCCACACCGGAGAUCCAGGCUAUGCGUGGCUCCCUUCAGGAUGCGCAGAAUCUCCUCAACGACACGUGGGAGGAGAGAUACCUUCUGCUCAAACAGUGCUCGGACUUGCAGGAUUUCAAGGAAGCCGCAGAGCAAGCCGACGCAUGGUUGGCGAGCAAGGAAGCCUUCUUGGCCAACGAGGAUCUUGGACAUAACGUUUCAAGUGUUAGCGCCCUCCUUAAGAGGCACGACGCCUUCCAGAAAACCGUCUCCGCACAAGAAGAGAAGGUCGACGCCUUGGAGACGUUUUGUGAUCAGCUGGUCAACGACGACCACUAUGCUUCGGAGGAGAUUAAAACACAGUGUCGCGUGGUCCUUGAGAGGAGGAUGCGCCUGAAACAGUCUUGUGUGACUCGGGAGAAAAAACUGAAAGAUUCUCGAAAAUAUCAACAAUAUUUGAGGACUAUCUAUGAGGUGACUGGUUGGAUAAAUGAAAAAAUGUCUGUCGCGACGGAUGAGAAUUACAGGGACCCGAGCAAUCUUCAGGGCAAACUCCAGAAGCAUCACGCCUUCACUGGAGAAAUCCAGGCCAACAAGAAAAUGGUGGACAAUGCUUUGAUGGAGGGUCGAGGAUUAAUAGCCGCCAACCACUUUGCAAAAGUGGAACUCGAGGGACACAUUGAAGACUUAGAACUAUUGUGGAAAGGACUCAUAGCAGCUUGUCAAGAUAAGAAAGAAAAACUCCACGAUGCAAUCCAGGCGCUGUUGUUCAAUCGUCUGCUCGACGACCUCGAUGCGUGGAUGGAAGAAAUGGAGACGCAGCUCAUGUCGGAGGAUCAUGGGAAGGAUUUAACGACGGUGAAUAAUCUUUUGAAGAAGCACCAGUUGCUCGAGCAGGAUACCGAGAGUCAUCAUGAGAAGUUGCAGGAGAUUGUGGAGAUGAGUAAAAAGUUUGAGGAGAAGCGUCAUUUCAUGAAUCAGGAAAUUCAGGAUCGGCUGGAAAGUGUCCUCGAAAGGUACAACGGCCUAGCAGAACCUUGCCAGAUUCGCCGUGACAACUUGGAGGACGCCCUUCUCAUGUAUCAGUUUUACCGCGAUGUCGCCGAUGAACGUCUCUGGAUACAGGAGAAGCGACCGAUCGCCGCCUCACAAGAUCUUGGUGACAGUCUUACCGCAGUGCAGUACUUACACAAGAAACACCAGGCCUUAGAAUCGGAAAUCAUAACUCACGAGCCUUUGAUCGAGAGUGUGGUCAACUCGGCCCAGAAUAUGUUCAACAACAAGCACUUUGCUUCCACUGACAUUCAGGAGAGGCUGGACGACCUACUCAAACAGCUGAAGGAGUUGAAGGACCUGUCAGCAAAGAGGAGACAGAAGUUGCUCGAUGCUCUAGAGUCUCAAACGUUUUAUGCUGAGAUCAAUGAGGCUGAGGCAUGGAUGAACGAGAAAAAACCUUUCCUGACAAGUCCAGAUCUCGGUAGAGACGAAGAUUCAGUCCAGGCGUUAUUGAAGAAACUAGAAGCUAUCGACUUGGACAUCGAUAACUUUAGGAACACGAUAGGUGAACUGGCGGCACUGAGCAGAGGGCUUGUUGAGCGCAAACAUUUUGAUCGCGAGAAUAUUAAGACACAGCAGGAAUCUAUCGAGGAAAAGUACCAAAAUCUUCAGGAGCUUGCCCGCCGGCGACGGGAGAAGCUCGUCGAUAAUCGGAAAUUGUUCGACUACUACCGAGAUGCCGACGAGGUGGUGAGCUGGCUGAAGGAGAGGCAGAUCAUUGCGGCCUCCGAUGACUAUGGUGUGGACAUUGAGCAUGUACAGAUAUUAAUCCAGAAGUUUACGAAUUUCACUCACAAUCUGACCAUUAAUGAAGAACGUGUCAUCAACUUGAAGACGAUGUCGGAGAGACUUCUAAGCGGCAAGCAUCCAGAAUCGAAAUCCAUCGAGCAGCGAUCGCAGGAGAUUGUGCAACUCUGGGAGGAAGUCCGGGAACUGACAGAUGCCCGGCAACGGGCUUUGGAAGCAGCCAAACAAGUGCACGCGUUUGAUCGCGAUGCAGACGACACAAUCGAAUGGAUUGGAGAGAAGGAGAUGGUAGCAUCGUCAGAAGAUUACGGUCACGACUUGGAAAGUGUGCAGACACUUGCACGAAAGCAUCAAGGCUUUGAGCGAGAUCUUGCUGCCGUAGGUGAAUCAGUCCAAAAAGUCGACGCUGAGGCGAAACGACUAAUGUCCGAGAUUCCUGACGCACGGAACCAUGUCAAGGACAAACUGGAGGAGACCACGUCUGCCUGGAACGAGCUGUUAGAGAAGUCAGCCGGGAGGAGGAAUAAGCUACAACAGGCCGAUGACUUACAGAAAUACUUUAAUGAAUAUCGGGAACUCUUAGCUUGGUGCCACGAGAUGAUGGCAUUGAUCACAGCAGACGACCUUGCCAAGGACGUAUCUGGUAGCGAGGCGCAGAUUAGUAAACACAAGGAGCACAAGGCUGAGAUUGAUACCAGGAUGGAUCAGUUUGCUAACUUCGUCAAUACGGGAGAGACGCUAAUUGCCAAGGGACACUUUUUGGCAGAUGAGAUUCAAGGCAAAGUGACGCAUUUGGUUCAAGCCAAGCAAAACCUGUUGGACACUUGGGAACAGAGAAGAGUAUUAUAUGAACAAAAUCUGGAUGCUCAGAUUCUGCGCCACGAAAUGGACCAGUUGGAGACAUGGUUGAGUUACCGUGAGGGUGUACUGAAGGAAGGUAAACUUGGCAGCUCCAUUGGCGAGGUGGAAGACUUGUUGAGAAGGCAUGAAGACUUUGAGCAGACGGUAGCAGCUCUUGAGGACAGAUUCAAUGGAAUUAACAGGAAAACACUGAUUGAGCAGGCGUUUGAAGACCAACUACACCACGAGAGCAGAAUGGAGGCCGCAGAGCAUGUGCGCCUUGAGCAAGUCGAGAAAGAGGAGAAGAAGAGACGUGAGCAUGAGCGCAUCAUGCAGGAACGCAAACGGGAGGAGGAGAAACGAAAGGCUGCUGAUGCGAUUCGUAAGCACAGGAGGGAGUCGGAGGAUGAGAUUGGCCCGCCGCGACCGGAACACCCCGUAGAGAAGAGGACAAGUAUCAAGAGGAGUUCUUCAUUCAAAGCAUCAACACCCACCUCGCCCGUGCCCGAGAAGCUGAGCGAUUCAUUGGUGACUGGACUGAUAGCCCGGCCCAGUAUGCGAAGUCAGAGGCCUCCGACCCCACCUCUUACACUUGCCCCCGAUGCCAAGGUCAAUAUCGAAGCCGCAAGUCCUGACACAGAGAUGGAAAUGCCUAUUUCUCCAGUACAGAUUCAAGCUGAGGAAUCCGCACCUGUUUUCGCUCUCAAUGCCGAACUGGGCCUGCAGACAAAUGGAGAAGUCUCCCCACCAGAACUGUCUGCCAAAGUGGAAGCCAAGCCCACAGUAGAAGAGGUUCCCCCUGUGGAGACACCUGAGUCGCCCACCUUCAAGAUGCCAGUGAACGAUGGUGCUUUGAAACUGCUUCGGCCAACCACACUUCAAAUUCCCGGUGGAGAUGAUAAAUCUCCGGAAAAGUCGUCCCCAGAAGGAAAAUUCAGCCCACCGCAAUCGCCCACCCGUGCGCCCAACAACAAGCGUAACAAGCGCGCCCAAAAGCGUGGUAUCAGUUUCACAACACGGCGUGACACGCAGACGCUCAAGGAGAAAUUCAAACUCGUCUCGGAAUUGCCCGAGGCUGUUAUUGAAGGUAUUCUCGAUCGUAAACAAGAGCUCCAGAGCGGAGGAAAGAAAGCGACCAUCAGGUCAUGGAAGACGUUCUACACGACCUUGAAUGACGACUGCAUGUGUUUCUUCAAGGACAAGCAAGCCCUCUCCGAAAGUAGUGCGGCAGCCUCGUACAUCACGAUACGCAACGCCGUCUGUGAAGUGGCGAAAGACUACACCAAGAAAAAGAACGUCCUUCGUUUGAAGCCUUCCGACGGCUCCGAGUACCUCUUCACCAUGGGCAGCCAAAAGGAGAUGACUGAUUGGUUGGGAAAGAUAACAGAGGCGUCCAUCGUACCAGUUGAACCAGAGACUGAGUUUGAUAGUCCAGAACCCCCAGCUUUCCCUAGUACUCCUGAACCUUUCACUCUACAAGCAGACGUACCCUCACCGACCUCACCAGAUUCACCACCACCUUCCCUGCCUGUAGAUCCCUCUCCUGCAUCGUCAAGGAGGAGUCACAUCACAGAGGAGUCGGAGGGAUACGUGGACAGUCCGGUGUCCAGUCGAGCGGGCAACCUGGAGCCUAGCAGACGGUUGAGUCAAACUGAGAGCGUGAGCUCCAUAGCAUCUUCCACGAGAAGUGACGCCAAACCAGUGAAGAAACCAAAGCCACAGUUGCCAGUCCGAAAGAAAUCCAUCCCAAAAGGUGAUAUCCGGAAGCCGGAAAUGAAGCCGCCAGUGCCUCCGCCGGCCUCGCCAGAUGUCAUGCGCACUAAUCAUGUCGAGUUCAAGAAGCCGGAGAGUCCAGCUGUCAGGCGGAUCAAACCAGAAAUAGAAUCCCCAAUACAGAUGAGGAUUUCGGCAAACGGUGACCAAAUGCCCACGACACCAAAGCUGUCGACGUUCGCCCCUGCGCCACCAAGUCCAAAAGCAAGAGAUUUUCCCGACAAUGGACCUCAGUCUCCAUCCAGUUCCAUCUCAUCUGGCGGUAGCCCGAGUACAAAAAAGAAAAAGCCCCCUCCUCCUCCGCGUAAAUCGAGCAUCUCCAAUAGCCCGCAGGCCACAAGGGUAGCGCGGUCCAACUCUCAGCUCAGCCAAGGAAGUGAUAUAUCGUUGACAAGCGCGUCUGGAUCUAGACCACGGUCACAAUCCAAUCGUAGCGACUCGCCCCAAAGCAUUCGCUCAUUUCAUUCAGAUAAUGUCUCCGAGACCCAAGGUGGAGAGCCACUGUCUCCAUCCCUCUCAGGGGGCGUUCAGUCACCCCGAGACCUCGACACCGACACAAUCUCCACUAGUUCCGAGGCGGAGGUGCACCCUCCACCUCUUCCAUUCAGCGGUCCACCGCCGGGGGCUUUGAAACUAGACGCUCAAGCCACCUGCGCCCAAGAUUCUGAAGAUUACGAUUCUGAAGAUUCCAUCCCAGUAAGAGAAAGAGUAAAAGACUAUGAGAAGGUCACAAAACAGAAGAAAGAUGAAGCAACUCGUGGUGGAUCUCCAAGACCUUCACCUCCAGUCCGUAAAUCUUCCAUACCAGUACCAGACGAACAUGAGGUCACGUUCUCCACAUUCAGCAACAGCCCACCGGUGACCCCGAAGGGUAAAAAACGCCAGACGUUACCAGCAAACAUGUCAUUAGGAGGGGCGUUAGAAUUUGACACGUCGGCACAAAAUGGUGGUAGGAGUAGUAUGUCGUUACCUAGAGACGGUUUAGGCCUACUGCCAUUGGAUGAGACAGAAGAUAUGUCCAAAUCGCCGAGUACAGAGAGUGAUGAAUAUGCGGCCGCCAUGGCCAUUAAUCUACAACGUCCGUCAAUUUCUUCCAUUUCAUCGAAACCGGAGAAGGAGAAGAAGAAGCACAAAACGUUUGGUUUCUUGAAGAAGAAGAAGGAUAAGGAAAAAGAGAAGGAACGAGAGAGGGAAAAGUAUUAGAUUAGAGACUAUUAUAAACUAGUAGGGAAGUGUACAUUGAUACACAUGAUCUUCCAAUUUGCCUUCUGAUGGAUUUGCCACGCGAGUUGGCUAAAGUUCAUGUGUAUUCAAGACGAAGAAGUGUACAUUGAUGCACAUCACUUUCCACUCAACUUGAUGUGGAUUUUGAGUCGGAUUUUGAUUUCAUCCAGAGUUGGCCAGAAUUACUGUGAAGAUGAUGUAAAGAAAGCACAAUUAGUUGGGUUUUUCGCUUUGAUUUCAUCUAGAGUUGACUAGAAUUGCUUUGAGAAGCACAAAACGUUUGGUUUCUUGAAGAAGAAGAAGGAUAAGGAAAAAGAGAAGGAAAGAGAGAGGGAAAAGUAUUAGAUUAGAGACUAUAAUAAACUAGUAGGGAAGUGUACAUUGAUACACAUGAUCUUCCAAUUUGCCUUCUGAUGGAUUUGCCACGCGAGUUGGCUAAAGUUCAUGUGUAUUCAAGACGAAGAAGUGUACAUUGAUGCACAUCACUUUCCACUCAAUUUGAUGUGGAUUUUGAGUCGGAUUUUGAUUUCAUCCAGAGUUGUUGGCCAGAUUUACUGUGAAGUGAAGUAAAGAAAGCACAUUCAGUUGGGUUUUUUGGCUUUGAUUUCAUCUAGAGUUGACUAGAAUUGCUUUGUACUUAGCAUUGAUGCAGACUACCCUUUAAGGUCAAGUGGACUUACUAAUUUUGUUUAUAUAUUUUUGUUAAUCGAUUCUGUGUUCUGAAUAGGUAAUUAUAGUGCCAGGUGGGAAUCUUGGGGGGAAUUUCAAUUUUGCACACUGGCAACUGGUCUGGUCUUGACAAACUGAUAGAAAUAUCUGUCAUAUAUGCAUGAACAGUGUAUGGUAUGGUGGAGAGACACCUAUUAGUGACUUGCUGUACUUAAUCUAGCCCACCUGGCUCCAGCUGAUUAUCUCCCUUUAAGAGAUGUUAAAGGAACAUCAUCUGGGACGGUUGCAUAGGCAUGUACAUGUAGAAUGUAUUUUGUUCGGGGCCAAAUAUGUAUUUCUGUAUAUUGAUGUCUGUUGACGGUUAUCAGAUGUCUGAACUUUGAAAUGUGACUAAUACAUUGUAUUCUAUUGGCCAAAUUACAACAAUUUGUUCCAUUAGGCUUAUUAGAUCUGUUGAUUUUAAUACGGCCUAGACUGGAUAUCAUUCCAUUUUCGAAAUAUAUUUUGAAGUUUAAUAGGUUUUCUGGGACCUGCCUGCUGAUCCUUACAUGUAUAUGUAAUUAACAUAUUUAUUACAAACUUAGAUAUGCUUUUGAUGGAAUUUACAGAUUAUUUUCCAGGGAUUCGUUUUGUAACUAUUUAUUGUAUGCAAAUUAAUUUCUACCUGAUGCAAUCAUUACGAAUUAUUCUAGAACAUUUUCAGCAUGAUGAAUCUGCAACUUUACUAGAGUGUCUGCUGGCAUAAGAAUUUAUAUUGUAAUUUAACUUGAAGAUCUUGCAUCCUCAUUUGUAUUGUUCUAUAGAACAACAUUAGUCUGAUUUUGCGAAGGGUCGCAGAUCCCCUUUCCAUUCCAUCCAUCAUCCUUCCAAUUAAAUGUAUUUUCUUAACAAUUUUGCUGCAACAAGAAUAUUCAUUAAUAUCCAGAAUAUUCGUUUGGUGUUUCAUCAAGUUUAGGUUUUUCCGUAUAUCUUCUGACCAACUAAUUGUGACUAAUUAGACAAGAAAAUGUUUGUGCUACGAGAUAAUUAUUUGUUAUCCCCCCCCCCCCCCUAGCGCUGAAAAGGUGUUUUUGCAUUAGAAAAUUAAGUGACAUGCAUUUUAACACAAUUUUGUGUAAUGUUUAAAUGUUGGUUCAGUUAAAGCUGACCUGCAUGCGUAAAACCCCUAGUGGCCAAGUUGGAAAGCACAUGUAAAUUCAACUUGAGAAUUUACAAGACGAACCCAGGCUGGGAGGGUAAAAGUUUAAUAGACCUCGAGAUCCCUAUCUCAUCAAUGAAUUGCUGGGUAUCUAUCAAGUUUCAACAUAAGCCGCACGUCACCACCUGAAAAUGUUCCACCAAUCUUGGUUCGCGAAUCAAUGCCGCACCAUAGAAAAUCCACCAAGCGCGUACACCACCUCGGCAGCUAGUUAUAAAAUCCGGCAACAGAUGGCGCGCAAACAAUAAAUAGAAAGCGCCAUUUCGAAAGCGCCGCCUGUCGCCGAACCAUCUAACUAGCUAAUUGCCGAUCCAUUAGCGCGUACACCUCGGCAAAGCCGAGCUUUUAACAAGCCGGGCAAAUUCGCCCGGCAAUUUGUACCAGCAAUGGAUUGCCGAACAAAUUUGUCGCGGCAAUGUGGUGGUGUACGUGCAAUUGGUCCACCAAUAUUUCGUGGUGUACGCGCAACUAAAGUUCAAUAGUGCUGCUGGUCAUUCGAUGGAAGGCAUUAGUGUUUUCUAACCCUUCAGCUUGGGUUUUUAUGCAUGUGUCAGCUUUUAACGACCAUGCACCUAAAGUAAGAUGGUAUGUUCGUGUAUUCAUGUUUGUAUAUAAAGGUAUAGUAGAUUUAAUUCUGUUGAGCAUAUCAUUCUUUUAGUCCGUUUCUACAUUCAAAUGUACAUUACUUGGUGUUUAAAGGGAAUCUUUUUCUGGUGUAUAUAGAUAUGUUAUAGACUGAAUGUGAACUGUGGAACAGUCGAUCAGAGAGAUAUUGCAAUAAAUUAACCCUUUUGUAAA